This is a messenger RNA of Durusdinium trenchii, 741 nucleotides long. The record is from the annotation of a GenBank genome assembly. Lineage: Eukaryota; Dinophyceae; Suessiales; Symbiodiniaceae.
AUGCUGGACGAUGCCUGGAAGAUUUGGAGCUCUUCUGAUGCCCUGUCUGCGCUAUGUGUGUGGUUUAUGCUCUUGUUUGGUCGAUUUGGCCUCUACGUGUAUCGUGGGGGAGGCGAUGCUGAUGCACUCGACCUGAGCGUUCUGUCCUUUGGAUUGACCUAUGCCAUCAGCACCGGUGUCUUGGUAGUCGCCUGCUUCUGGCAGGUUCGGACCUCUCAUGCAAUGCUUUUGAUCGUGAAUAGCUGGAGCGCCUCUUUGUUGCAGGGUGAUGCUUCGUGCAUGGAAUCCAAGGCAAGUUGGCGCCGGGUGAGUGGGCUCUUCCGCAAGACCUCUCGGACUUUUGAGCGGUGCUUUGCAGCACUCGGCUUCAUCAUCGUGAUGUUGGUCCUCGCUGCCCUCUAUGACCUCAUCCAAGGAAGAGGACAAGAAUUGCUAGCCUCGGUCUCGUUGGCCUUAGUCAUACCAGGCGUGUUGUGGACGCAUGCUUCCACCACGACGGCAUGCAAUCGAUUGCCUUCUUUGGUGACCCUCAUUGAAGCAGACGAUGAGGAAGAGGACAGGGAAUACAUGGGCUUGGCGCUGUAUUUGUCCUUGAGUGAGUGUGGCUUUUUUGUUUGGGAUACAUGCGUGACACUGAGCUUGGUGCAGAAGUUCCUCUACUUCACGGCAGCGAUUGCUGGAACCAUCGGGUUCCAAACGGGAGCAUUGAAUUUCCAAAGCAGAGGCAUACCAAUCGAUUGA